CUCACCGCCGGCGGGGGCGGGGCCGGCGGCCGCCGCGCGCUGACUGGCUGACGGUUCGUUGCGUCACUGGAAGUCACGGCGCAUGUGCGUAGUGCUGCAGAGCUUCGCGGAACGGCUUCCGUACAAUGGCUGCUCCAGGCUCUGCAGAGAACCCUUCCCCUCUCAGCAAAAGCAGUCAGACCAUUCUGGUGAGGCACCUGCCAUCCGAGUUAACCUGCAGUGAGAAGGUGGACCUGCUGAAGUAUUUUGGAGCACAAUCCGUGCGAGUCUUGUCGGACAAAGGAAGGCUGAAACAUACAGCUUUUGCAACUUUCUCAUCUACUCACGCAGCAGCCAAGGCCCUGUCCAGGCUGCACCAGCUGCGAUGUCUGGGCCACACCUUGGUGGUGGAGUUUGCAAAGGAGCAAGAGCACAUUGGAGCAUUGGAUGAGGAGCUGCUGUCUGACAGAGGCAAGCCCACGGAUAAAACUUCAAGCGACAAAGGUGAGAAGGAGGUUCUGAAGCCAAAGGUACCAGUUAUAGAAAACGGGAUAGCUCCAAGUCUUGGACUGACCUAUCCUACAAACCCGUGUCUGAAGUACUUGUAUCCACCGCCGACCAGCGUCAUUCUCGCCAACAUUGCUAACGCCAUGGCAAGUGUACCCAAGUUCUACGUACAGGUUCUGCACCUGAUGAACAAGAUGAAUCUGCCUGCUCCAUUUGGUCCCAUUACUGCACGCCCUCCGAUGUAUGAGGAAUACUUCCCUGCGCCCCCGCCCAUGCCUCCCCUACCUCCGGAGGAGCCCCCGAUUCCAGAAGAAGAGAUGGAUGUUUCCAGUGAGGAGGAAUCAGAGUACGAAAGUGGGAGCGAAGAGGACAAAGAAAGAAUGGUGCGACUGAUGGGCUUAGCGACACAGCCACCCAGACAGCCACAGAAGAGGAAGCGAGCAUCGGUCCGGAAACGGCCCAGGUUAAAGGAUCUGAUCAACGUGACGAAAGCACCUUCCCAAAGCUCCCAUCCCGCUGUCCCGCCUUCGGAAGUGUUUGACCAGCCACAGCCUCAGGGCCAGAGGAAAAUCGAGUUCCACAUCUCGGCCGACGUCAGCAGCUUGUUAGAAGGUGGAGGGGAACGACGGGCAGAGCCUCAGGAGAAUUCCGAGCCUCAGAGCUCAGGAUUUGGAAAGAUCCAACCAGCUCCGGUCUGUUUGAAGAGUGAGAACGAGGAGGAGGAAGAGGAAGAGAUUCCCUCCGAGUUCAUCUCCAGGAAACAGCUGGCCAAGGGCAAAAUCACCAGGGACGAGAUGGAGAACACACCGAUGUUUAAGAACUAUAACCCCGGUGAGCCAACGUGCCGGCUGUAUGUUAAGAAUCUGGCCAAGCAAGUGGAAGAGAAGGACUUGAAGUUCAUCUUCGGCAGAUACGUCGACUUUACGUCCCAGACUGAGAGGAACAUGUUCGAUAUCCGACUGAUGAAGGAAGGGCGAAUGAAAGGUCAGGCUUUCAUCGGACUUCCCAACGAGCAAGCAGCAGCCAAGGCCUUGAAGGAAGUCAAUGGGUUUGUCCUGAGUGAGAAGCCUAUGGUGGUUCAAUUUGCCCGCUCUGCACGUCCCAAACAAGAUGUGUCGGAGAACCGGAAGGGGCGGGGGAAGUGAAGGCUGGAGUCUGACAGUGGAUGUGUAGCUGUGGUUGUCUCUGGUGUUCCCAAGCUCGGGCUGCCUGACAUCUCUCGGUUACAGUGAAGGGCCAGGCUGGCGGUCCGAGAGCAAUGCUAAUCCGACCUACCCUUUAUGAAGAGACGGGGAGGCGGUGCUGACCUGUGUUAUCCCACAGCCCGUCCCCGUCACUGGGCAGCGGGGAGCUGGGGCGGCUGCUACCAGCAGUCCCGAGCCUGGUUCCUGUGUCCUCGGCCGUUCCUGAACUCCCAGUGUGUGUGCACGAGUCUCCUGCAGUGAAGUCACCGCGACAGAUGCACGCACACCCACCGCACGUGCCUUCUCUUUCCUUGUGGGCUGUGACCUCCGACGCUGUCUGUGUGGAGUUUGCACGUUCUCCCUGAGACCGCGUGGGUUUCCCCCGGGUGCUCCGGUUUCCUCCCACAUCCCAGAGACGUGCGGGUCGGUGGGUUAAUUGGCCGCUGUAAAUUACCCCCAGUGUGUGGGUGAGGGGUAGAAUCUGGGGGGAGUUGAUGAGAAUGUGGGGAGAAUGAAAUGGGAUCAGUGUAGGGUUGGUGUCAAUGGAUGGGUGAUGGUUGGCACGGACUCGAUGGGCCGAAGGGCCUCUUUCCGUGCCUUCUCCUGUACCGUGCCAGGGCCAAGAGGAGGUCCAUUGUCUCCAUAAACGUCACAGAAAGUUUGACCAGCGGGGUCAGACCCCGAGGACCGUUGCUGGAUGCUGUGAUAUGGCCCUGCCUGGUCUCUAACGUUAGGGUUGGUGCCUGGGGAGGGUGUUAACUGGUCACAGACACGGCAGCGGACUGUGGUCUGUGAAAUGGCAGCGGGCCCUCCAUCCAUAUUUGUCAGAGAUACAGCAUGGAAACAGGCCCUUCGGCCCAUCGAGUCUGUGCUGACCAUCACCCACCCAUUUACACCAACCCUACACUGAUCCCAUUUCAUUCUCCCCACAUUCCCGUCAACUCCCCCCAGAUUCUACCCCUCACCCACACACUGGGGACAAUUUACAGCGGCCAAUUAACCCACUGACCCGCACGUCUCUGGGACGUGGGAGGAAACCGGAGCACCCGGGGGAAACCCACGCCGUCACAGGGAGAACGUACAAACUCCACACAGACAGCACCGGAGGUCGGGAUCGAACCCGGGUCUCUGGAGCCGUGAGGCAGCGGCACUACCCGCUGUACCACUGCAAGGGCCUUCGUGUCAAAACACUGAUAAUCUGUGUCCUCUACGGAUACAUCAAUCACCAGUGCUGUCAGUUGCAAAGUACUUUGUGGAAUAAAUGUGUUCAAUAAAGAGAAAAGUCCUUUUCAUUCAACGUGC
This is a messenger RNA of Pristis pectinata (smalltooth sawfish), 2972 nucleotides long. RefSeq names its product RNA-binding region (RNP1, RRM) containing 3 (gene rnpc3). The coding region runs from base 126 to 1631 and encodes 501 amino acids. Gene Ontology annotation, cellular component: U12-type spliceosomal complex. Gene Ontology annotation, molecular function: U12 snRNA binding; pre-mRNA intronic binding; protein binding. The record is from RefSeq and is a predicted model, not a curated record. The transcript is spliced from 15 exons. Lineage: Eukaryota; Metazoa; Chordata; Chondrichthyes; Rhinopristiformes; Pristidae. Gene Ontology annotation, biological process: mRNA splicing, via spliceosome.